Molecule: messenger RNA, 1632 nt
Organism: Leopardus geoffroyi (Geoffroy's cat)
Lineage: Eukaryota; Metazoa; Chordata; Mammalia; Carnivora; Felidae
Product: vomeronasal type-1 receptor 4-like
Exons: 1
Coding region: 1-954 (317 amino acids)
Biological process (GO): G protein-coupled receptor signaling pathway
Cellular component (GO): membrane
Molecular function (GO): pheromone receptor activity
Source: RefSeq, a predicted model, not a curated record
AUGGUCAAAAGGGAUCUGGCCAUCGGUCUGAUCUUCUUAACACAGACUACCGUUGGAACCCUGGGCAAUUUCUCACUUCUUUGUCAUUAUAUCAUCCUUUCCUUCACUGAGUACAGGUGGAGGUCCACAGAUUUCAUUCAUAAGCACCUGAUUGUAGCCAACUUCUUAGCCCUACUCUGUAAAGGAGUCCCCCAGACCAUGGCAGCAUUUGGGUGGAAACAUUUCCUCAGUGACAUUGGAUGCAAACUUCUUCUCUUUCUUCACAGAGUGGGGAGGGGAAUGUCCAUUGGUAGCAUCUGCAUCUUGAGCGUCUACCAGGCCAUCACCAUCAGCCCUGGGAACUCCAGGUGGGCAGAACUUAAAGUUAAAGCGCCCAAAUACAUUUUCCCCUCUAUUUUCCUGUGUUGGGUCCUGCAAAUGCUGGUGAAUAUAAUUUUCCCUAUGUACUUAACGAGCACAUUGAGUGAUAAGAACAUCACAAACAAAAAGGAUUUUGGAUACUGUUCUUCGGUUCGUCAUGACAAAAUUAGAGACUCAUUGAAUACAGUGUUGUUAUCAUUCCCCGAUGUGUUAUGUCUGGGGCUCAUGCUCUGGGCCAGCAGCUCCAUGGUUUUCAUCCUGUACAGGCACAAGCAGCAGGUCCAACAUAUUCGAAGAACCAACGCCUCUUCCAGAUCCUCCCAUGAGACUAGAGCCACCAAAAUCAUCCUUCUUCUGGUGAGCAGCUUUGUCUGUUUUUACACCCUCUCCUCCAUCUUUCAAGUUGUUGUGGCUUUUUUUGAAAAUCCCAGCUGGAUCAUCAUGAAUGUCACUGCAAUUGUGUCUGUAUGUUUCCCAACUGUCAGCCCCUUUCUGCUCAUGAGCCACGACUCCAGGGUACCCAGGCUGUGCUUUGCAUGGACAAGGAAUAUAAAAUCCCCUCAUCCAGGGCACCUGGGUGGUUCAGUCCACUGAGCAUCUCACUCUUGAUUUUAGCUCAGGUCAUGAUACCAGGGUCGUGGAAUCAGCAUGGAGCCUGCUUAAGACUCUCUCUCUUUCAAAUAAAAAUUCUGUCUCUCUCAAAUAAACUUAAACUUUUUUUUAAAUAAUAAAAUCCCCUCAUCUUAGGAGAAAUAUGUAAACUGUGUGUAUUUGUAUAACGUAGUUGCCAAUUAAUUCACCCCCUUCAGUGUUCUAAAUAACACUAUGAGUCAAAAGGGAAUGAUAAAUAGGACAUGCUGAGCAGUUUCUUCAAAAUAAACAAUAAAUCAUAACAUUGUAAUGAAAUAAAAUUAUCUUGUAAAUACUUAUAUAAUUGAAGUUUUCCUAAUACUUUCAGUAGAGGAGUUCAGAAUUUAUAUGCAGUAAUAAAUGCCUGGUCUGGAAACAAUCUGUAUAUUCCAGAGAAGUCUUCCAGUGUGUGGCUUUCAAUCUAAUGCGAUAAAUUUCCAAGAAAUGCACCUGGCAUGAAAUUUGGGGAAAAGUUAUACGAAUAUGGCUUAGCAUGUGGCCUUGUCAUGCCUUCAACUGAAGAAUAUAAUGUCCCCACUAAAUAAUGAAUAGCCUGGGUGGGGCUGGAGGAAAAAAUCCAUUCUUGGGCAGUAGUGUCUCUGGGAGCCAGUUGGGAGUUUUGUAGGUAAGUCACACCCUUAC